AUGGCCAUUUCAAACUUCUCCUUUUAAAUAAAAAACUUGUAACGAAAAACACCUCCGAAAUAGUGAACACUUCGAAACUGGCGGAAGAAACAAACAUCGAGGAUACAUCCCCCCACCCGUUUGAUAUGAAACAAUUUAUGCCAAACAUCCAAGCUGCAUAUUUCUGCAUCGAAAGGGAAUAACGUUUCUUUAUUACAUUGUAUAUUGUACAUACGUAUGUAUUGUCCCACGAAACUUAUUAAAACUUUUAACAUAUCAUUUAAAUUAGAAAAUCAGUUUUUUUAACUUUUCUCCACUGGGCUAUUUUUAAUACCAUCCCAAUACGUUUAAGAACUGUUUUUUUUUUUUUUUCAUCUUCUCUUUUGAACUUUUUUUUUUUUUUUUUUUAAUCAUUUUCCCCCCCCUUUUGUAAAAAAUGGAUAUGCUAAAUCCUCAGUUCGAAGAGAUAGGGAAAGAGUUCGUCAACCACUACUUCCAGCUGUUCAACACGGGGAGGAACGAACUGGCUGCACUUUACAAAGACAUCAGCAUGAUGAGCUUCGAAAAUGACCAGUGCAGAGGAACAAGUCAAAUAAUCGAGCGACUCAAUAAACUGCCGCCCACCGUUGUCCACAAAUGUCUAAGUCUAGAUAUUCAGCCGACGCCCAAUAACGGGAUCCUAAUUUUAGUGUGUGGAGACAUCAUCAUUGAGGAGAAUAAGCCAAUCAAAUUUGUUAGGAGCUUCCACCUUUUCCCCUUGCCCAGUGGGGGAUACUUCAUUUUUAACGAUUUAUUCAGAUUUUGCAUAGGUUAACCGGCAGCACAGACGGAGUAGCGGAGGAGCGCCAGUACCACGGCGAAGUUGAAACAAAGGAAAACUUCGCCAAGAUGAGAUGAAGGAAAAAUUCGAGAAGUCAUUUUUGCGCGACUAGCCUAUUUUGCGCGCCUUCGUUUAUUUAUCGUCGCCUUUUUGCCUUAUCCUUCGUCCCCCUUUUUUUUUUUUUUUGGAAGAAACAAAUUUAAUAAUUAAAUACGAGUUGUUCAUUUUAAUAACCACUCAUUCACCAGUGCAUUUUCCCAUUAUUUUUUACACCCCCAUUGCGCUUUCCACAUUUAUUGUUUAAGAAAAGGAUAUAGGUCAUAC
Molecule: messenger RNA, 1123 nt
Organism: Plasmodium vivax (malaria parasite P. vivax)
Lineage: Eukaryota; Apicomplexa; Aconoidasida; Haemosporida; Plasmodiidae
Product: nuclear transport factor 2, putative
Exons: 3
Coding region: 416-793 (125 amino acids)
Biological process (GO): nucleocytoplasmic transport
Cellular component (GO): nuclear pore central transport channel
Source: RefSeq, a predicted model, not a curated record